AUGUCUGACUCUAAGAAAUUAUCAAAAAAGGAAAAGAAAUCACUUCAGUUUCGUAAAUCAAAAGAAGAAAGGGAAGCAGAUAAACAAUUUAAAGAAGAGUCAAAGAAACGUAAACUUGAAGAAACAACCACAACCGACAAUGCACCUUCCACUACUGAAUCCACAGAAGACCAACAACCUAAAAAGAAAAGGAAAACAAGGAGAGGUAAAAAGGGCAAAGGUGUGAAUGAUGGCAAAGGACCGCGUUUUAUCCUUUUCGUCGGUAAUUUGCCUUAUGAUGUCCAACAAGCAGAACUUAUUGCUCAUUUCCAUAAUAGUAAUCCCGAUAGAAUAAGAGUACGUCAAGAUAAAGGUAUUGCAUUCCUAGAAUUUGAUAAUGAUACCCAAGAAAUACAAAGUAAGAUGGAAUUAGCUUUACGAAUGCAUCAUCUGGAGUUGAGGAAUCGGAAAAUUAAUGUUGAAUUGACUGUUGGUGGUGGUGGUAAUUCUGAAACCAGGAAACAAAAAUUGAAGGAAAAGAAUGAAAAGAAGGAUGAAAGACAGAAAAAGAGGAUAGAAGAGGAUAAGAAGAAAAAGAGUAGUAGUAAAGCUUCCACUAGUGAUUUGAGUGGUGUGCAUCCUUCAAGAGCAGCAUUAAUGCAGUGA
This is a messenger RNA of Lodderomyces orthopsilosis Co 90-125, 645 nucleotides long. It is a transcript of the gene NOP6, whose product is annotated as Nop6p. The record is from RefSeq and is a predicted model, not a curated record. Lineage: Eukaryota; Fungi; Ascomycota; Pichiomycetes; Serinales; Debaryomycetaceae. The transcript has a single exon. Gene Ontology annotation, molecular function: RNA binding. Bases 1 to 645 code for a protein of 214 amino acids.